UUGUAGAUGCAGUCGGUCAGCAGAGAAGGCAACUCUACAAUGGCAAAGAAUACGAUUACGUGUUUAGUGUCGAUAUUGGCGACGGAAUACCUCCGUUAAAACUUCCUUACAAUAUUACCGAAAACCCAUAUCAAGCAGCUCAGCAAUUUAUUUGGGCUAACAGCUUGCCUCAGUCAUACUUGGAUCAAGUAGCGAAUUUCAUUCGACAAAAUACGACGGGUGCGUCAUUAGGAGCGGGAUCCGGAAACGUUGAUCCUUAUACUGGCACAUCAAGAUAUACUGCUGCCGAAACUUCAACCAGUUCUACCAGCAGUGCUCCGGGUCGUAUCGCUGCCGGAAUUGAUCCAUGGACGGGAUCGACCACCUCGGAAAAGGCUGCAGCAUCAGAUCCAAUUAUUCCCUGCAAAAAAUUUAUGACUUACGAACAAGCCAAUCUACCGCCAAUCCUCAAGAAGAUACAACAGUUUAGCGCGGAUUUACAACCUCAAGGUCUAAAUCUAACAGCCGAGGAAACGAAAUCUUUAGAAGUGUUAAUCUCGUAUCUCCAAGAUUCAUCCAAUAGUCAAAACAAUGCAAAAGAACGGCAAGAAGGAUUAUCAGUUAUAAAAAAGAUAAUGACCUCUUGGCCUUACGAGAAGCGAUUUCCAGGUCUCGAUUUAUUCCGUCUUCAUGUUAUACGAGAUCCAAUCCCUGUCACUAGUUCGGACGAAUCGAUACUCCAAUUAGUGUACGACGCCGUUGAUUUUGAAUCAUUCUCAAAAAAUGUUUCUGCUACCAAAGAACAAGAAAUUAAUUUAACAAUGGGUCUGAGAACCAUUGCCAACCUGUUUGAGACAAAAAUCGGAAGAGAAAUACUAACAAACAAGGGAUCGUCUGUAUUGGACAAGAUAUUUCCAACGUGGAACUAUAUUUCAGGCAAGGGUGUACGACUUGCGCUGAUCACUGUCUUACUCAAUUAUUCCGUAGCAUAUCUGGAAAGGCCUGAUGAAGACGCAAUGCUCCAAAUGAUAGCAGCAAUUAUUGAGAUCCUGGAAUCUACGGCUGAUCCUGAAGCAAUUUACCGGACGAUCGUGACACUGGGCACGCUGAUUAGCAAAAACCAGGCAGCUAAAGAAGCAACUAUAAUGCUGGGUGCCGAGAAAGCCAUUCAGCGCGUGUCAGCAAAAGUCUCUGACGACAAGGUUCAGAGCGUGAUUGGUGAGUACCGCGUAUUCUAUUUAUGGCUGAUAAACCAAGUUAACCUUACUUCUCAUUAG
Paraglomus occultum is the source of this 1256-nucleotide messenger RNA. The record is from the annotation of a GenBank genome assembly. Lineage: Eukaryota; Fungi; Glomeromycota; Glomeromycetes; Paraglomerales; Paraglomeraceae.